GGGAGCAUGCGCAGUUGCCUUGCCGGCCAUUCCUGCUUUGGGCGUGCGUCAAGAUGGCGGCCCCCGUGGUGAAUAAACUGCUGAGGCGCCUUCCUAAUCUUUCGUCCUUCAGGAGUGCCUACGGAGUUCAGGUUCCCUUCCAAACUCUUAGCACUGAAGCCCCCCUUGAGGAAGAUUCUUUGCCCAUUUCCCCUUAUGAGAAUGAACCCUGGAAAUACCUGGACUCAGAAGAAUACCAGACCCGCUAUGGUUCUCGCCCUGUCUGGGCUGACUACCGCCGCAACCACAAAGGCGGAGUGCCCCCACAGAAGACUCGGAAGACCUGCAUUCGCAAAGAUAAAGUCGCUGGGAAUCCCUGCCCCAUCUGCCGGGAUCACAAGUUGCACGUCGACUUUAGGAACGUGAAGCUCUUGCAGCAGUUUGUCUGUGCUCACACGGGCAUCAUCUUCCAUGCGCCAUACACAGGAGUCUGCAUGAAGCAGCACAAGAAGCUGACUCAGGCCAUCCAGAAAGCCAGGGACCAUGGUCUCCUUAGUUACCACAUCCCCCAGGUUGAACCUCGGGACCUUGACUUCAGUAACUCACACGGAGCUGUGAAUGCGACUCCCCCGGCUCCCACUCUGGUUUCAGGGGACCCCUGGUACCCCUGGUACAGCUGGAAGCAGCCGCCGGAGAGAGAGCUGUCCCGCCUUCGUCGACUGUACCACGGCCAUCUCCUAGAAGAGAGUGGCCCCCCACCGGAGUCCAUGCCGGAGGCGGCGCUCGCCGCAGGAGCCGACACCUCCUCUGAGCCGCUGUAGCGCUGUGGACUGGAGGGGCGCAGGGCUCGGGGGAUGAUGCCUGGGAGUUAGGUGACGGUGCACCUUGAAGCACCGGGUCGGUUGUGUGGCCACGGCCGGCCCAGCCUCAGUGAGAGGAAGUGAUUGAGGCUGGGGGAGCGGCAGGAUGCCCGCGGGAAACCCUGCUCCCCACGCCUGCAGCCGGCCGGCUCAGCCUGUGCGCCGCCGGCGUGGCUUUCCACAAUAAAGCGCUGUGUGCGGA
This is a messenger RNA of Pipistrellus kuhlii (Kuhl's pipistrelle), 1041 nucleotides long. RefSeq names its product mitochondrial ribosomal protein S18B (gene MRPS18B). Gene Ontology annotation, molecular function: structural constituent of ribosome. Bases 54 to 800 code for a protein of 248 amino acids. Gene Ontology annotation, cellular component: mitochondrion; ribosome. Gene Ontology annotation, biological process: mitochondrial translation. The record is from RefSeq and is a predicted model, not a curated record. The transcript has 7 exons. NCBI's taxonomy places the organism in Eukaryota, Metazoa, Chordata, Mammalia, Chiroptera, Vespertilionidae.